Anolis carolinensis (green anole) is the source of this 3772-nucleotide messenger RNA. RefSeq names its product G protein-coupled receptor kinase 1 (gene grk1). The transcript has 10 exons. Gene Ontology annotation, biological process: protein phosphorylation; signal transduction; regulation of signal transduction. NCBI's taxonomy places the organism in Eukaryota, Metazoa, Chordata, Lepidosauria, Squamata, Anolidae. The record is from RefSeq and is a predicted model, not a curated record. Gene Ontology annotation, cellular component: cytoplasm. Bases 466 to 2151 code for a protein of 561 amino acids. Gene Ontology annotation, molecular function: G protein-coupled receptor kinase activity; ATP binding.
CCACCGGCUGCGUGUAGUUGACCUGGAGAGAAAACAAGGCACGGGUCAAGCAAGGCGAAGGAGAGGAAGAUGUUACCGUCAUUGGACCUCCCACAUUUACAGGUACAUUUGCAGCUCUGGAGACCAGCAUUUGAAUUCCUUUUCAUCCAUAGAAAUCCACUGGGUGAACUUAGACGAGUUGCACACUCUCAGCCUCAAGGCAAACAUCCUCUGAAGAAAUUUCGCAAAGAAAACCAUGGACAGUGGAACCCGUGGAUGCAAAAUGUGUGGAUACAGAGGACGGACUGCAAUGCGAUCCAGUCCAAUCCAGGCCCCAGCCAAAGCAAACAACUCCGACCCCAAUAAAUGCGUGGAUGUUGCAAGAUUUCAGAAAGGAUGAAGAAGAUCCUGAGAGACAGGAGCUGCUUGGAUCAAAGUCUAACGUGUCUGGGAGACGGAAAGGGAGCUGAAAGGUGAGGCCUCACCAUGGACAUCGGAGGCCUGGAGACGGUGGUGGCCAACUCGGCCUACGUGUCGGCCCGAGGGGAUGGCGGGCCUUCUACAGGCCGCGACAAGAAGAUGCGGGCCAAGCUGAAGCUGCCACACAUCACCCAAUGCGAACACCUGAAGGACACCUUGGACCUGGACUUCAACUUCAUCUGCGUGCGGCAGCCCAUCGGCAAGCGCAUCUUCCAGCAGUUCCUGGAGGAGACGGAUGAGUUCAAGGCAGCCGGCGGGCUGUGGAAGAGCAUUGAGGACUACAACACGUCCGAGGAGGCCGACCGGCCCAAGGUGGCCCAGAAAAGCGUCAACAAGUACUUCGACUCAGCCUCCAAGGAGUUCUGCUCCUUUCUGGAGGAGAAGGCCAUCAUGCGAGUCAAGGAGGAUGCCAAAAACGGCCGCGCGGAUCUCUUCAAGGAGGCCGAGCAGCACCUGCUCAAGUACCUGGAGGCGAACACCAUGGCUAAGUACAAGGAGAGCCUGCACUUUGGGCGCUUUCUCCAGUUCAAGUGGCUGGAGUCCCAGAGCGUGACGGACGAGUGGUUCAUGGACUUCCGGGUUCUGGGCAAAGGCGGCUUUGGGGAGGUCUGCGCCUGCCAGAUGAAGGCCACCGGCAAGAUGUACGCCAACAAGCGGCUCAACAAGAAGCGGCUCAAGAAGCGCAAUGGCUACGAGGGAGCGAUUGUCGAGAAGCGGAUCCUGGCCAAAGUCCACAGCCGCUUCAUUGUCACCUUGGCCUACGCUUUCCAGACCAAGCUGGACCUCUGCCUCGUCAUGACGCUCAUGAAUGGAGGAGAUCUUAGAUACCAUGUUUAUAACGUGGACGAGAAGAACCCAGGGCUUUCCGAAUCCCGGACCAUUUUCUACACGGCUCAGAUCAUUUGCGGCUUAGAACAUCUGCAUCAAAACCGCAUCAUCUAUCGGGACCUGAAGCCGGAAAAUGUCCUCCUGGACGACGCAGGGCAUGUCCGGCUUUCAGAUCUGGGCUUGGCGGUGGAGCUCCCUGAAGGAAAAGACAAGACCAAGGGCUACGCUGGGACACCAGGAUUCAUGGCUCCGGAGCUGCUCAAAGGGGAGGAAUACGACUCCAGCGUGGACUACUUCACCCUCGGAGUCACCAUCUUUGAGAUGAUCGCCGCCAAGGGACCUUUCCGCAGCCGACGCGAGAAGGUAGAAAACAAGGAGGUGACCCGCCGUAUCCUGAAUGACCCGGUGACGUAUCCCGAUGACAAGUUCAGCGCAGACUGCAAAGCCUGUCUGGAUGCCCUGAUGGCCAAAGACCCAGCCAACCGGCUGGGCUUCAAGAACAAUGAGUGCAGCGAACUAAAGAACCAUGCGCUCUUCAAGCCCAUCAACUGGGGACGGCUAGAGGCAGGUCUGAUCGAACCACCUUUUGUGCCGGACCCCAAAGUGGUCUACGCCAAAGACAUCGGCGACGUGGGUGCCUUCUCAACGGUGAAAGGCGUGGUUCUGGACGACAAGGACAAAGAGUUCUACGAUGACUUCUCCUCGGGGAACAUCCCCAUCCCUUGGCAGGAGGAGAUGAUCGAGACGGGCAUCUUCGGAGAGCUGAACGUGUGGGGCACCAAGGGCACUAUCCCCAAGGAUCUGGACCGCAAUGCCCCGGUCUCCUCGACCACCACCAAAUCGGGGACUUGCCUUCUGCUCUGAAAGGAAGGAGAUGGGUUUCUUUGCAAGCCUCUCACAGGCAUGGCAUAGACGUUGGAGACAUCGCUCCUUGCUCAAUGGCCCGCAAGGAACCAUGAAUCCGAACUCAACCAUUCACAUUGCUGGCAAGGAGUAGACUCUUCCUUUAUGGGACCAGUGGGGGAAAAGUUGCAGAAUCUGUGAAUGGACACAGAAAGGCAGCUGUAUUCACUCCCCCUUCCUUUCCACCUUCUUCCAGAUGUUGCUUUUCCAAACUGGGAGGCUCUUGGGAGAACUGUCGGCCCUUUUCUUCUCCUCUCCAAAAUGGAACUAAAACUAGUAGCGUCUCCAACCAACUAGGUCCCUAAUUAUUAUGAGAAAGGGGACCGAAAGAGUAGACUUUUUAUUUUUCCAUCCAGACUCCAGAUCUAGUUAGUAAAGAGUUGUAGUUUCCAGGCCACUCUCAGCUAUCCAAAGGGAUGCCUCCAGCCUUCUCUGUUUGUUUUCACUGCUGUGGAAGGAGCUUGAGAGAGCUCCGUAAGAUGGAUCCCGUUUUACUUUUGUCAAAGGCGGAGAUUUUGAUCUUGACUGAUUACCUCUCUAACCACUAGGCUGUACAUCCCCUUAGAGAACCAAGCAAUGUUAUUGGUCCUAGUUUGCAACAGCUUGGCUUCUUUGGACAUCCAAGAGAGAGGGCCCUUAAUGUGGAUUCUGGUUUGGGGACGAGGCGUAGAAGCAAUUGGUUUGAACAAGCCAUCUUGAGAAUCGUCAAGAAAAGGAAUUAAAAGCUGGUGCCCAAUGCGGAGUCCAACUGUUCCAGUGCUGGAGAAACAACACUUCGGCUGCUUGUUAUGCUCCCCUGUGCAAAGCUACACCAGUGCAACAUUUCCACAACUGAUGUGCCACAGCAGAGAAUAGGCACCCAGCAUACCCGGCGGCACAAUUGGAACCCUGUUGCUCCUGUGACGAUAAGACAAAAAUGCUGAACCGCUUCCAUAAGGCAGCUUCGACUUGCGCAAGACCCCAGCUGCAUUCCAGCCAUUGCUUCUGAACCUCCUCAAUUUAAUUCCUAAAGCACACUGUAUUUUUUUUGUUAAAGGUUUAUUCGGUGGGUUAAGGAGCAAAGCAUCGUCAAAAAGUGGAUCUGGUUGAAAAGUGGAACUGUCUUUUUGUUUCCUAAGACUGAAUACUAUGAAGGCGAAAACAACUCAGGGAAUCAUCUGCAAUAUUGUCAAGAGAGCAGACCGUGUGUUGAAAAUAUGGUUCAGGGCCUAAUUUAGAAUGAUCGAAAGAGCAGACGAACAAAAGCAGAGACAGGUAGUCAGGAGUCUGAAAAGUUCCUGACUGAUCAGUAUUUAAAAAGGGAAUCUGGGAAUCUAGUUUGCAAGUCAACCCAUGCCCAUUCCAAACUUUUUUGCCCAUGCCAGUGACAAUUUCUAUGGGAUUCCAUCUCUCUUAUAAUACUUAGAUGAGGAAUGAGAUGGAAACCCAUUUCUCAGUAACACCAAACCCCAACUUUCUGGAGUUUAUGGCUGGACCAGCAUUGCAUUCAACCCGGGUCAGUAGGAGGUAAGGCUAAGGUAGGACUUCCCUUUGUUGUCGACCGAUGUUUCUGAUACAGUAACAAUAAACAAUAUCAUAUUCA